GGUACGCAGCCACCACGUUCGUCAAACUCGAAGAAAGAAGCGUCCGUCGUGCGAAAGUGUUGUGUUUUGUGAAAAUAGGAUAAUUUCCCAGGAAAUGGUCUCCCUCGGGCCGAAAAAGGACGGCAGUCCGAAUGCCGAAUUCUUCACGGCACCGGAAUCGCUGCAGGGAUUCGAAACCGUGCGCCAGUGGUUGCAGAAAAACUUCAAAAAGUAUUUGGCCCCGGAUCCACCGACGAAGGAAUCGUUAGCGCAAUUGAUCAUUCAGUUUGUGCAGUACCAGGAGACCAAACUAGGAAAGAAUGCCCAGGAUCCACCGACGACAAGAUUGCCGAUGCGAUGUUUCAUGGAUUUCAAACCGGGCGGAGCGCUGUGCCACAUUCUGGCCACGAUGUACCGGUACAAGGCCGAGCAGCGCUGGCGAAAGUUCGACUUUACGGUAAACAAGAACCCGAUGCGUAAGGACCCCAUUAUACAGAUGCUGUUGGAUAUGGAAACGGCUCUCAUCGAGGCCGAAUGCAUGCGCCUGCCGAUUGUGUACGUCCGGCCGGAGGUGGACAAGGCCACUGCCAAUCGGAUAACGGACAUCGUUACCAAUCAUCAGGGAGAGAUGACAAUGGACGAGGAGGAAGCGACGCACAUAAUCUAUCCGGCGGUGGAUCCCUUACCGGAGGAUUAUGCUCGGCCAACGUUCCGUCGCGACAAGCACGUGAUGAUCCAUUGGUGUUACUUCCCGGAGUCGUACGAUACCUGGGUGCCGAACACGUUCGAUUUGCCGGAAAAUGUACCGGAUUCCCCAAUGUCUCCGGGUGAUCGUUGGCGUGUAUCCCUUUCAUGGGUCACGGAUCUGGAUGCAUACAACGAGUGGAUGGCAGAAGAGGACUACGAAGUGGAUGAAGCUGGCCGCAAGAAGAUGCACAAAUUGCGUCUCGGAGUGGAAGAUCUGAUGUCCGGAUCGGACGAUAAAAUUAAGAAAACGAAAGUUGUGCAUCAGAAGCGCAAACGAUCCCCGACGCCACCACUCAAGGGCGGAAAGCGGAAAAGUGGUCGUUCGCCGGCCGUUUUCCAGAAAAAGCCCCGGGCAGAUGAUGAAGAAUCGGAAGACAUGACCAAGGAUAUGGACGAUCCACAACCGGAAACCAAUCUAACCGAGGUGAAAGCCAGUUCAAGCAAUUCUGCUUCGGGUCCGGCCACCCCGCAACCGAAGCGUGAUCCAGAGAUGAUGCCGAUAAAGUAUGCUACCAUAACUGAUCUGGAUGAGGAAAUUGACAGGGCCAAUGCUGAUCGGACCGGAGAUGACAGUCAAGCCGGCAAAACUAGCGAUAACAGCAACACUCAAGAGUUCCCGCAUGUAAAGGACGAUCUGGAGGACAAUGUGACGGAACAAACGCAUCACAUCAUUGUCCCGUCGUACUCGGCCUGGUUCGAUUACAAUUCGAUUCAUGUUGUUGAAAAGCGAGCCCUUCCGGAGUUCUUCAAUGGAAAGAAUAAAUCAAAAACACCGGAAAUCUUUUUAGCUUACCGUAACUUCAUGAUCGAUACCUAUAGGUUGAACCCAACUGAAUACCUGACCAGCACGGCCUGUCGACGGAAUCUAGCCGGAGAUGUUUGCGCCAUUAUGCGGGUUCACGCAUUCCUGGAGCAGUGGGGCUUGAUCAACUAUCAGAUCGAUGCCGAUUCAAGGCCAACUCCCAUGGGUCCUCCACCAACUUCGCAUUUCCACGUUUUGAGCGAUACCCCAUCCGGAUUGCAGCCGCUUAAUCCUCCAAAAACGGCCCAACCAUCGGCGGCCAAGAAUCUUCUCGAUUUGGACAAGAAACCCGAUAAAAAGGAUGAUCCGGCUACCCCUGGAACUCCGGCAACUGCUACCACACCAGCAGAGGCAAUCAAAUCUGAAACAGGAACUCCUGCCGCUGCAGACCCCAACGGACAAUUUGGGCUUCGUUUGGAUCAAUACGCCAAGAAGCCGUCUGCAAUGCGCAACAAGACCGCUGCCAGCAUGUCCCGUGACUGGACCGAACAGGAAACCCUCCUGCUGCUGGAAGGCUUGGAAAUGUACAAGGACGAUUGGAACAAAGUGUGCGAGCAUGUGGGAUCGCGCACCCAGGACGAGUGCAUUCUGCACUUCUUGAGGCUUCCGAUCGAGGAUCCCUACCUGGAAGAUGACAAUACCUAUCUGGGACCGCUGUCCUACCAGCCGAUUCCGUUCAGCAAGGCCGGCAAUCCUAUCAUGUCUACGGUUGCCUUCCUGGCUUCGGUGGUCGAUCCGCGAAUUGCUGCCAGUGCUGCCAAGGCCGCUAUGGAGGAGUUUGCUGCGAUAAAGGACGAGGUACCCGCUACGAUGAUGGAUGCCCACCUGAAGAACGUGGAGAAAUCUAGCUUCGGAGGAAAAUUCGAUCCGUACGCCGGACUGUCAACGAGUGGUAUAGCCGGAACCGAUCCAGAUGAGGAGAAAGGUCGAGAUGAGGGAAAAUUGCCAGGAGCAGCUCCUGGUGGUACCUCCGCAACUCCUGGAGCAGCCGAUGUAGAAAUGAAGGACGUCUCCAAGAAGGAUGAUGACAAAGAUAAAACCGAAAAAUCGGCACUAGAAGAAGGUACUAAAACGUCUGAUUCUGAUGCUGCGGUAGGAAGCGAUCAGCAGAAACUAGAUGGUGGUCUGGAUGCAGACAAGAGCAAGGAUAAGGAAACAUCGUCGGAGUUGGCCAAGGAAAAUGGCGAUCCGAAGGUAUUCAACGAAGGAAACCUCCAAUCAGCCGCAGCAGCUGCAUUGGCCGCGGCGGCCGUCAAGGCCAAACACUUGGCCGCUGUAGAAGAGAGAAAAAUUAAAAGCUUGGUCGCAUUGUUAGUCGAAACUCAAAUGAAGAAGCUUGAAAUUAAGCUGCGACACUUUGAAGAGCUCGAAACAACGAUGGAACGUGAACGAGAAGGUCUGGAAUAUCAACGGCAACAACUGAUCCAAGAACGUCAACAAUUCCACUUGGAACAACUCAAGGCAGCCGAAUUCCGAGCUCGGCAACAGGCUCAUCAACGGUUCCAGUUAGAACAGGGACAAUGGCAGCAACCUACCCCAGGUGGUAUCCCAUCGCAACAGCAGCUUCCCCAAGGAACACCCCCAGGCCCACCCGGACCAGGCCAGGCCCCUGGAACUAACUCUCAGCAGCAGCCACCAAUGCCAUCUACCGGUGGACUUCCUGGGGCUCCAGUCCCACCGAGCAGCGCCAGCACACCCAACAGCAACGGAAUCAUCUCUGCUCCUCCGCCUACUACGAUGCCUACCGACGGUUCUACUCCAAAUAACGUUUUGCCUCCGACGGCGCCUGGUCAACCGCCGUCCUCGCAGCAGCAGCAUGCGUCGGGCCCACCGCCCCAGCAGCCGCCGACAAUGCCACCCCAUCCGGGACAUCCGGCCGCAGGUGGGCCACCUGGUGGUCAGCAACCACCGGUGAAUCCCCAUCAUCCUCCGCCGGGGGCUAUGUCCCAGCAGCAACCGCCUCUACCCCCGCAGCCGCCUACCCAAGGGCCACCGCCGCCGGUGCAGGCAGGACCCGGAAGCGCUCCCAUGCCCGGACCCCCGCAAGGUCCACCCCCUACCAGCGGGCCUAUUCCUCCACCUUCGUAAAUCGUCGUUAAACUAUAAGGCAGUCAUCGUGACACAAAGGCUUUUUAUGGAAGGUAGGACGUUCUCUCAGUAUGUGACUCAUUAUUUAUCAUGCGCUGAUAAGAUCAAUAUGUAUGCUGGACAGCGUGGCGUUUAGCCACGGGGUUAUUUUUCUCAUAGUGUCCAAAAGUGUUUUUGUUUUCCCCAUUUUGAAUUGUGACAGGAUUUCACGAUGUCCCGCUAAUUCCGAUUUUUACAACCUAUGGAUGGAGCCAAUAGAUGUAUGAUUAGUUUUAAAACUUUACGCAAAAAUGGGUAUUAUCGGUGCACUAAUGUGAUGCUGUUACAAUGCCCAUUGGAGCGUGCUGGAACCCACAAUAGACGAUAGUUGCAGUAAACUUAAUAUAUCUUUUAUUCUAGGUGUAAAAGA
Molecule: messenger RNA, 4025 nt
Organism: Aedes albopictus (Asian tiger mosquito)
Lineage: Eukaryota; Metazoa; Arthropoda; Insecta; Diptera; Culicidae
Gene: mor
Product: SWI/SNF complex subunit SMARCC2
Exons: 8
Coding region: 95-3616 (1173 amino acids)
Biological process (GO): positive regulation of DNA-templated transcription
Cellular component (GO): SWI/SNF complex
Molecular function (GO): histone binding; DNA binding
Source: RefSeq, a predicted model, not a curated record